CGAGCCAAUGCGUGCCUCAGUUUCCCCGCACGCCACACUGUGGCAGGAGCGUGGGGCUCCUGGCAGACAUCAGCAGCCCCAUGGCAUGUCUGUGCCAACCCCUUUCCAUGCCGGGGGGUGGCUCUGGGGUGGCCGGAGACGUCCCAGCCCCUCCGCCAGCACGCAAGCCGGAAAACAUCUUCCAGAGCCGUCCCAGGCAGCAGCUGCCCCAGAGCUUCGGGGACAGGCAGGAGGGAGCGGAGGUUGAGCUGAGGCUGCCGACCCGGAGCUUGGGGGCACUUGGCAGGCUCCUGGUAGUGACAACAGGUCGUCCCAGCACUGAGUGGGUGAAGAUGCCAGCUGGCAGGGUGUUGGUGCUGGUGUUGGCAGCGGUGCUUUGCUGCGCCGGGCAGAAUCACCGGGAGGAGGCCGAGCGCAUCAUGGCCACCACGCCGGUCAUCGAUGGGCACAAUGACCUGCCCUGGCAGCUCCUCUCGAGGUUCAACAAUCAGCUGAGGCUGCCAGAAGCCAACCUCACCCUGCUGAAUGGCACCCACACCAACAUCCCCAAACUGCGCCGCGGGCACGUGGGGGGGCAGUUCUGGUCGGUGUACGUGCCCUGCAAGACGCAGGACAAGGACGCGGUGAGGCGCACGCUGGAGCAGAUCGAUGUCGUGCACCGCAUCUGCCAGCUCUACCCCGACACCUUCACCUGUGUCACCGACAGCACCGGCAUCCGUCGGGCUUUCCAGAGCCAGAAGGUCGCCAGCCUCAUGGGGGUGGAGGGCGGGCACUCCAUCGACAGCAGCCUGGGUGUCCUGAGAACCUUCUACCACCUGGGAGUGCGCUACAUGACCCUCACCCACAGCUGCAACACCCCCUGGGCUGACAACUGGCUGGUGGACACUGGGGAUGAGCCAGCCCAGCACCACGGGCUCUCAUCAUUUGGGAAGCUGGUGCUGGAGGAGAUGAACCGCCUGGGCAUGAUCGUGGACCUGGCUCAUGUCUCAGUGGAGACCAUGAAGAUGGUGCUGAACCUCUCCAAAGCCCCCGUCAUCUUCAGCCACUCCUCUGCCUACAGCCUCUGCCCGCACCGCCGCAACGUGCCAGAUGAUGUGCUGGGGAUGGUGGCCUCCACGGGCAGCCUGGUGAUGGUCAACUUCUACAAUGGCUACGUGACAUGCAGGGACACGGCCACACUGGCAGACGUGGCAGACCACAUGGACCAUGUGAAGAAGGUGGCUGGUGCCCAGUGCGUUGGCUUUGGCGGGGACUACGAUGGGGUCUCAGGGCUCCCCACUGGCCUGGAGGACGUCUCCACAUACCCUGCACUGGUGGCUGAGCUGCUGGCCAGGAACUGGACGGAGGCAGAGGUGAGGAUGGCCCUGGCUGAAAACCUGCUCCGUGUUUUUGAGAAGGUGGAGGAGGUGAAGAUGUCCCUGCGAGACACAGCUGCCCAGGACUCCCCCAUCCCCUUCGAGCAGCUGGACGGGACCUGCAGGACCCGCUAUGGCUACGCCAGCGGUGCCGGCACAGCCCGGAUCCCACUGCUGGUGCUGGUGCUGGUGCCCACCCUGCUCUCCUAGCACCCACCUCAGCCCCGCACCAGCCCGGUGGGAUGUCCCCUCCAGCCAAAUAAAACCGAGCUUCCAGCACCACUGGCCGCUGUGUCCCCCUGGGACCCCUUGGGGACACCCAGCAGGUUGUCACCGGGCACGGCCCCGCCACCACCCAGCCCGGCAGUGCCUGGGGAGAGCUGUCACCCCGCCGGCAGUGACACAUCCCG
Messenger RNA from Calypte anna (Anna's hummingbird), 1765 nucleotides. It is a transcript of the gene DPEP1, whose product is annotated as dipeptidase 1. The record is from RefSeq and is a predicted model, not a curated record. The transcript has 11 exons. Gene Ontology annotation, biological process: proteolysis. The coding region runs from base 81 to 1565 and encodes 494 amino acids. Gene Ontology annotation, molecular function: metallodipeptidase activity. NCBI's taxonomy places the organism in Eukaryota, Metazoa, Chordata, Aves, Apodiformes, Trochilidae.